Molecule: messenger RNA, 1492 nt
Organism: Anolis sagrei ordinatus
Lineage: Eukaryota; Metazoa; Chordata; Lepidosauria; Squamata; Anolidae
Gene: NEIL1
Product: nei like DNA glycosylase 1
Biological process (GO): base-excision repair
Cellular component (GO): nucleus
Molecular function (GO): nucleic acid binding; zinc ion binding; DNA-(apurinic or apyrimidinic site) endonuclease activity
Source: RefSeq, a predicted model, not a curated record
AGUUUCCCUUGCAGUCUUGGCUUGGCUUGCAUUGUUUCCUGCUUGGAUUGCAAAACCAGGCAGCCCUUGGGUUAUGCAAAAGCAGCUCCUCGUGGCUCAGCCAUGCCGGAGGGUCCGGAGCUGUUCCUGACCAGCCGGUACAUCAACGCCGCGUGCGGAGGGCUGGUCUUCUCUGGGAAAGUGGAGAAGUCGGAGGUGAGCAAGAACCCGGCCGUGCCCUUUGAGAGCCAGGCCUACCUGGUCUCCUCCACCUCGCGGGGGAAAGAGCUGAAGCUGACCCUCGCCCCGGUCAAGCGGGAAAAGGGCUCGCGUUCUCCCGCCAGAGACCCGAAAGCAAUGGACGUCGUCUUCCGUUUUGGGAUGUCCGGCGGCUUCAAGCUGGUCCCGGCCACCGAGGUGCCCAAGCACGCCCACCUGCGCUUUUACUCCAAAGAGAAGCCGGCCCGUGUCCUUUGCUACGUCGACGUCCGGCGCUUUGGCCGGUGGGAAGUGGACGGCACCUGGCAGGCGGAGCGAGGCCCCUGCGUGCUGCUGGAAUAUCAGAAGUUCAGGGAGAACGUGCUGAGGAACCUCUCGGCGGACAAAGCGUUUGAGAGGCCCAUCUGCGAAGCUCUCCUCAACCAGAAGUACUUCAACGGCAUCGGCAACUACCUCCGGGCAGAAAUCCUCCACCGGUUAAGGAUCCCUCCCUUUGAAAAAGCCCGGACCGUUCUGGAGGAGCUGCAGCAUCAGGAAAAGGCUUCUGACUUGACGCUGAGCAAGAAGGUGAAGCUGAAACGGGAGAACCCAGACUUGUUGGAGCUCUGCCACAUUGUGCCCAUGGAAGUCAUUAAUUUGGACAGUGGCAACGGUCAUUAUUGGGAUCGCUCUGAGGACCACACCGCCUUUGAGAAGUGGCUUCGGUGCUACUCUGUCCCGGGCAUGAAAUCCCUCAGCGAUUCGAAUGGCAGGACCAUUUGGUUUGAGGGGGAUCCUGGACCGAUGGCCCCAAAAGGGGGUAAAUCGCGCAAGAAACGGUUGCAGGUCAAAGCAGCUCCCGAAGUGCCGAAGGAGAAGCAAGGCCGGAAACGGCCGCAAGUUAAACAUGAGGCUGAUGCGUCAAGUCCAAAGAUGAGGAAGCCAACGGCACCGAGGAAACAAUCCAAGGCCAGCACUGCUCCCAAAGCGGCCAAGGAGACCAGGAGGCCGAGGACCAAAGCAGCCAAAGGAAGCGAAGGUGCCGCCGUGGCCCAUGGAUCCAGGACACCCAAGGCCAGGCCACGGAGAAAGAGCUCCGCCCUCCAAGAGUCUCCGGUGACGGACUCUGGGGCUCGGAAAAAGAGAGCUCAAGCAGCUGUGGCUACGACACGACCCAGGCGUGUGAAAGCGGAAUAACACGGAACAGUAUUUUCAUGUAUUGUCGAAAGCUUUCAUGGCCGGAAUCACUGGGUUGUUGCAGGUUUUUUCGGGCUAUAUGGCCAUGUUCUAGAGGCAUUCUCUCCUGACGUUUCGC